Cryptosporidium muris RN66 is the source of this 1239-nucleotide messenger RNA. RefSeq lists its product as uncharacterized. Bases 1 to 1239 code for a protein of 412 amino acids. Lineage: Eukaryota; Apicomplexa; Conoidasida; Eucoccidiorida; Cryptosporidiidae. The transcript is spliced from 2 exons. The record is from RefSeq and is a predicted model, not a curated record.
AUGAAAGUACAUUUAGGAUUCCUAUACAUAGUUAGUACAAUAAUUUUUGUAUAUGGACAAGAUUCAAUUCUACCCUUUCUGGGCUCCACUAGGUCUAAACUGGACCUCUUUAUAAAAGCUAAUAGAACAAGAAAUACAGAUAUUAAUAAGAGAAAUGAAUUGAGUUUAAGUUAUCCCUUUAAUUUUACAGAACAUAUGAAACUAAGUAAUAGAGAAAAUUCUCUUAUACAUAGAAUUGAAAACCCAAAUAAUAUUACCUUAAGAGGAAGCUUAGAAAAAUCUCCUAUAUCAGAUGAAUCUACUGUAUCAAAAAAAUCUGUUAUAGUAAAUGAUCGUAAAACUUUAGUCGAAAGUGCAUGGUCCAAGUUACUUGACAUGAUUGAAAAUGAGGUUAAAACUAAAGGAAUGGUGCCUAUUAACCACUACGCUAAUGACAUUUCAGUAGUAAUACCAGUUGCUAAAGAAGAUAUUAGAUCACUUCCAGUACUAUUAUCAGUAAUGAGAUUACAAACAUUAAGACCUGAAGAGAUCAUUGUUGUUCUAGAUGUAUCUAAUAAAUUAGAUGAUAUAAAACAUACCAUAGAGGACCUCUACAAGAAAUAUUCAACAACUCUUAGGAAUUUGAUAUUUAUAUAUCGCACUCCAGAACCACCACCCUCCCAUUGGGCUGCUUCUAAUAGAUUAUUUGGUGCUUCUAAGGCCAAAAAUAAUAUUAUUAUGUUUUUCGACAGUGAUGAUAUAAUUCAUCCCCAACGUGUAGAGUAUAUAUCUAGAGUAUUCAAAAAAAACUUAGAAUUAGAAGCCUUUCUAACAGGUUAUGAUGUUAUUACAUUAGUAGAAGCAAAAGAAGUUGACGAAAUGCCUAAUAAAGCUCUAAAUAUGAUUCAAAAACGUUUUGAUUUAGAUAAAAUUGAAGAAUCUAAAGGUUUACUUGCUACGACGUAUCAGAAAGAGUAUGAAGAAGCUCUUAAAGCAAGAAAAAAACUGAAUUUACAAACACCCUGGGACCCACAUAAUCACUAUUCAGAAGUGAAUAGGCCUGAGACUGGAACUUGGUGGUUGUAUUGUUGUCAUAAUGGUUGGUUAAAUAUUAAGAAGAACAUUCUAAUUGAAGUUCCAUGGGAAGAUAUUCCAAGUGGAGAAGAUUCACUAUAUGUGUUUAGAUUAUUGCUAAGUGGAAAGAAUGUUAACCAUAGUGACUUGCCAUUAGGAAUUUAUGUGCUUGGGAAUAGCUAUUGA